This is a messenger RNA of Heterobasidion irregulare TC 32-1, 735 nucleotides long. RefSeq names its product Metallo peptidase M24A. The transcript is spliced from 7 exons. Gene Ontology annotation, molecular function: metalloaminopeptidase activity. The record is from RefSeq and is a predicted model, not a curated record. The annotation marks the transcript as partial. Gene Ontology annotation, biological process: proteolysis. Lineage: Eukaryota; Fungi; Basidiomycota; Agaricomycetes; Russulales; Bondarzewiaceae.
CGUAUUCCAUUGGGUGGAGGAGAUGAGCUCCGUCUGAGAAAGGCUGCACGUCUAGCCAAACUUGUGCUGGACUAUGCGGAAUCGUUGGUCAAAGUUGGCGUGAGCACUGACUCCAUUGAUGCGAGUGUCCACGACUUUAUUAUAUCGCACUCUGCCUACCCAUCCCCGCUUCUCUACUCUGGGUUUCCCAAGUCUUGCUGUACAAGCAUCAACAAUGUCCUUGUCCAUGGCAUCCCGAAUGAUCGACCUCUUGAAGAUGGGGAUAUUAUCAACAUUGAUAUCACUGUAUAUCUGGAUGGGUAUCACGGCGAUACGUCGAGGACAUUUUUGGUCGGAGACGUUGAUGAACCUGGGAGGAAUCUAGUGAGCACAACGAACGAAGCUCUUGACGCAGGCAUUGCCGCAUGUGGUCCAGGACGACCUUUUAAAGGCAUCGGAAGCGCUAUAUAUAACUUGGCGAAAUCUAGAGGGUAUUCUGUCUCAAGCCAAUUCAUGGGCCAUGGGAUUGGGGAGGUCUUCCAUCGACCUCCGUGGAUAUUGCAUCAUCGAAACGACGAGCCUGGAACCAUGCUUCCUGGUCAUUGCUUUACAAUCGAACCGUGUCUGAUACAAGGCUCAAACCCUCGUGGCUGGAUAUUUCCCGACGGCUGGACGGCCUCUACGGAGAACUGUGCAAGGAGUGCACAAAAAGAGCAUAUGGUUCUAGUAACUGAAGGUGGAAUAGAGGUCAUCACA